CUUUGGUGUUGUGCAGGAGUGCCCCCGGUGGCUGGAUCGCAAAGGAGAGUCAUGAACCAAUAUCUUUCGGGGCCACCUCUACGUAGCCCGUUCCUCCCCGUUCCUCCCCUUCCACCUGCUCGAACCUGUGGCUGGAUAUCCGCAGCCCAAGCAGACGCUGGAACAUGUGUGUUGGACGACAGACCUGGGCCGAAAUUGCACAUCCCUCAUCCCGACCGACUAGACCUCCGAGCCGUCCCCGAUGUCCUCCAGCUGGUUUGAGUGAGGCAAAGGGUUGACGCAACUCCCAAGGCGAACCGAAAAAAUGGCAACGAACAUGGAAGACAUCGUACAGAAGGCGGCCCAAGCAAGGUCGUUCACCCACGAUGGGUUUAUAUUUCUGGGAAUCGGCAUCGCUGUCACGCUCCUUCGGACUUGGGCCAGGUGGGACCAGGCCGGGUUCAAGAGAUUCCAGGCUGAUGACUAUCUGGUGUGGCUUGCGCUUAUCCUGUACGGCGGAGAGACGGCUAGCAACUACCUAUUUGUCAAAUUCAGCCAAGGUCUUGCGAAUAACGACAUGACAGACGAGGAGAGAGCUGCUCUCGACCCGAAUAGCGACGAGUUCAGCAUGAGAGAAAGAGGGUCAAAGGCGAAUUUCGCCUCUUGGCCACAAUACGCAUUGAUCAUGUGGUCUCUGAAGGCUGCAAUGUGCGUCUAUUACCUGCGUCUGAUGGAAAGAUCAAAGUACCGCAAUAGAAUCUUUGUCGGGUUCGGUAUUAUCGGCAUAACAUUUUUCUUGGUGAUAAUCGUCAUUUUUGUCUCUUGCAUCCCGAUCACGAAAUGGUGGCAAAUAAACCCCGAUCCUGGACCACUCUGCUACUCCGUGUCGUCCCCGGCCAUCCUAUGGACGUUUAUGGCAAGCAACAUCGUCACGGACCUCUACAUCAUUUGGCUUCCAAUGCCGAUGCUCUUCAAGUCGACACUUCCCAUGGCCACCAAGAUCGCCUUGGCCACUCUCUUUGGCUGCGGCAUAUUCGUCACCAUUGCGGGUAUACUGCGGGUAACGUACAUAAUCUAUUCGCCGCAUGACCUCCACCGCAUCAGCUUCUGGGCCGUGCGGGAGACAUUCGUCGGGAUUGUAACGACAAACCUACCUUGUAUCUUCGUGCUGGUCAGGCGGUGGCUGGCACCCUUUUUCAGCUUCUUCCGGACGGGAAGCUUCGGCAGCAGCGGCAAGACGAAGUUAUCGCGACCCAAGAGCGUCUGGGCGGGCCAGAGCCAGGCGGCGCACGGAGUCACAACGCACAAGUCCCCGGCGGCCUCGGUGUCAGCCGCGGGGCGCGGGGGCCAGGGCUUCCAUAUGGGCCGGAUGGGCACUUUUGCGAUGGCUGAGGGCAACAGCAGCCAGGAGCGCAUUGUGCAGGACUUCCCGGACGAGGGCGAGGGCGGCUUCGGUAGCAGGCUGGGCCGAAAGGUCUCUAUCAAGAGGAUGAAAAGCACAAAGGACCGCAAGCCGUUUGAACAGGGGGUCGAAGUCGAGGGCAUACAAAAAAUGGUCGACAUCACGAUCGUGGAAGAGCGCAGGCCCGCAGCUUCGUUUGAUGUGGCCGACGAGGAGGUGGGCCGGACCACGCGGUCGUUCGACUUCCCCGAGCCUUGUGGGGAAUCGUAUGAUAGGAGGUGA
Messenger RNA from Diaporthe batatas, 1663 nucleotides. RefSeq lists its product as uncharacterized. The record is from RefSeq and is a predicted model, not a curated record. Lineage: Eukaryota; Fungi; Ascomycota; Sordariomycetes; Diaporthales; Diaporthaceae. The transcript has 6 exons. Bases 305 to 1663 code for a protein of 452 amino acids.